AUGAUAAAAGACUCAUAUCAAACUAAACAACGUCUAAUCUCGACUAAUCAAGAGAGCAAUCACUUAGAUUCAAAUGCUGACUAAUAACCCACUUAGGACUACAACAGAUCCAGUAUCAAUGCUUCACAGGCACCAUAAAAGCCAAGAGGCUUCAAUUUGAUUAAGUAUUUGGACUUGCAGGAUAGAAAGUUAAGUCGCUGCAUUCAUCAAGCAGAAUUGCCUCAUUUUGAAUAUCUGAUAGUGGCUUUUGGCACGAUCUUCAACCGCCUCUACUGCUUCAUCCCUAUCUUCAUAACAUGCGCAUUGGCAGCUCAACAACCUGAAAAGCUAACUAUUCUGAUGACAAAUCACUCUCAGAAGUAUGCCAGCAAGUUGGAGGAGAACGGAGGGAACAAAUUAAGCUUAAGUUUGUUCUGGCUCAUUUUCAACACCUUCUUGCUGCUUAUUCUACUCUUCACCACUCAGACUCUGAAGAGGCUCAUAAGAAGAAACAGACCAUCUGCUCUCAGGGUUGCAAGAAAGAUUAACCUCACUGAUAUUGAAAAGGGAACACUUUCAAUGCCAAGUGGAGACACAGCUCAAGCAGCUCUCUGGUGUGGACUGAUGAAUUUGUUCUUCUAAAGUCAGACAGUCAUGUUUAUGGUCCCUCUCGUUGCCCUCGGCAGAAUAUACUAUCAAUGCCACUAUAUUGGCGAUACCUUAGCCGGCGGUAUGAUUGGUUUCUUCAUCGCUAACUUGGGCUUUGUGCACUUUGAUAGAAUUGCUUCUUUCAUAUUUCCUAUGGUCAUCUGA
Molecule: messenger RNA, 792 nt
Organism: Stylonychia lemnae
Lineage: Eukaryota; Ciliophora; Spirotrichea; Sporadotrichida; Oxytrichidae
Source: the annotation of a GenBank genome assembly